This is a messenger RNA of Tetranychus urticae (two-spotted spider mite), 1360 nucleotides long. RefSeq lists its product as uncharacterized. Gene Ontology annotation, cellular component: cytoplasm. The record is from RefSeq and is a predicted model, not a curated record. Lineage: Eukaryota; Metazoa; Arthropoda; Arachnida; Trombidiformes; Tetranychidae. Gene Ontology annotation, molecular function: nucleotide binding; oxidoreductase activity. Gene Ontology annotation, biological process: NADPH regeneration.
UGAGACCAAAAAUGAGGUAUAAAAAGAAGCCUAAAACACUGGAUGUCAUUAGUGACUUCGAGUUUACAAGUUAUUAAAUAAACUGUCCAGCUUUUUAGCAAUUUACUAACUCUUUACACUGCUACAAAAUGUCUCACGAUGCACAAUAUGUAAGAUAUGAAAAACAAUUGGUUGAAUGGAAAAACUUCAAACCAGGAUCAGACGAGGAUAAACCCAUUCGAGUUGCUCUUUUUGGACUUGGUAGAAUUGGAUUGAUUCAUUUGGGUAAGAUCUUUUCCAACCCAAGAGUUAAAUUGGUUUACUGUGUUGAACCAAGCGCUGAAAGAUGUGCCUAUGUUCAAUCUAAAUGGAACUUGACUGAUGUCAAAUUCAUCGUAUCUGAAAGCGGUGAAGUUGUAUUCAAAGAUCCAAAUGUUGAAGCUGUUAUCAUUGGAACUCCAACUCCAACUCAUUUUAAUUUGCUGAUCAGUGCCCUUCAAGCUGGUAAACAUGUUCUCUGUGAAAAACCACUGGCCUCUGAUUAUCAAGGUAUGGAAAAGUGUUAUCGUUUAGCCAAGGAAAAGGGAGUUGUUCUGUUGACAGCUUUUAACCGCCGCUUUGAUCCAAGUUUUGCUGAUAUCCGAGACCGAGUCGCCAAUGGAGAGAUUGGAUCCAUUCACGUUAUCAAAAGCUGUGCAAGAGACUCGCCACGACCAACCAUUGAAUAUUUAGCCAGUUCUGGAGGAAUUUAUCACGAUUGUGCUGUUCAUGAUAUUGACAUGUUACUUUGGGUUACAGGCGAAUUCCCUACUCGAGUAAGUGCUCAUGGUGUGGCAUUCCACGAUGAUAUCAGAGCAAUAAAUGACCAUGACUCAGUUGGAAUUAUGUUGACUUUUCCUUCUGGCGCUGUUGGUAUGAUUGAUCUUGAUCGAAACUCACCUUAUGGUUAUGACCAGCGAGUUGAAGUAUUUGGCCCUAAAGGUAUGCUUUCUGCAUCUAAUUUACGACCCAAGGGUGUCGUUUCUGAGUCUUCUUCGGGUACUUCCCAAACACCCAUUUACUACUCGUUUGUUUCUCGAUAUGCUGAGUCUUAUGCUACUGAAUGGGAACAUUUCAUUGACUGUGUCAAAGGAAAGACUGAAUGUACCAUCAGAGAGUAUCAAUCUUUGGCUAGCUUCAUAGUCGCUGACGCUGCUGAAAAAUCAGCUCGAACUGGUCAACAGAUUAACUUAACAUGGGACGAGAAAAAGUUCCUAGUACGAGGAAUAAAAGGUAACUAAGAAAUCACAAAAUUCCUCUUAUGUUUGUAACCAUUUCAACUUCUAUUAAUAACUCUUGUUGGAUCUAAAUUAAAAUGCUAUUAGCCCUUGUUAACCUUAAA